Suillus fuscotomentosus is the source of this 3012-nucleotide messenger RNA. RefSeq lists its product as uncharacterized. The coding region runs from base 1 to 3012 and encodes 1003 amino acids. Lineage: Eukaryota; Fungi; Basidiomycota; Agaricomycetes; Boletales; Suillaceae. The transcript has 4 exons. The record is from RefSeq and is a predicted model, not a curated record.
AUGGGAACUGACCGUCCUCUCCGGAAAUCCAACCGUGACCCCCUCUUGUCCUCCAGACGUGACGUCCACAGGCCCACCAUUUCUUCAGACGCUAAACACCCUUCCCCUGCUCCUAUUCGUGUCUCGCCAGACUGCUUCGACAUUCAUUCAAGGUCCCAAUUGAGUCCAGGUCGUACCUUUCAUGCUCACGAUCUUCUGCGGAAGCAUUCCAGGAAAUUUGAUCAGGACAAAGGCAAAGAGAAAGAGAAAACGACUCAGCUUUCAUACGCAUUUCCAACUGUGGAUCUUGCUCUUGAGGUCCCCGACUUCUCGUCAGGGGGUGAUAUCACUCCGAGGAUCCCGCGUCAUCGGACACGUACAGGUCCAUCAUCCGCCAAGUCAAAGUGGAAAGAGACCCCCGUUCCAUCACUCCGGCUCUCCGUCGAAACCUCCAGUUUUGCGGAAUCACCCCCGCAAACACCAUUAAAUUCAUCUUCCAUCAGGAAUUACUCCCUCAGCCAUUUCCCGGUAGUCGUCUCGGCUCCGGUUUCCGGGGUGGAGGCCAUGGAUGCGCUGGUUGAUGGGAUGAAUGGCUUUACGAUGGAAGAUUUCUUCGGGAAAAGCUCCUCUAGUCGCUCAAGGUUUGGUAAUAAUGCAAGACAUCACCCUCUAUACCAACCACCUCUACCCACUCCUCCACCCGGUGUAGUUCUUGGCAGAGGGAAAAGUCGACGACAAGAUAAAAUAGUACCUUCAGAUGAAGAUGAAGAUGAACCAAGACCAUCGCCUCCCACUCGUCGUACUCGCCGUGCUCGUCUGCGACCUAGUUCUGCACAAAAAGGUUCCUCGUCCACAAUCACAGUCGACUCAGGGUUGUAUGAGGUUACCUCUUCGGUACUUAAUGACUCUGUUGAUGACCUUCCAGUCGCUCUUGUGCAACUACCAGAGCGCCCAAGAACUGUUGUUCCUUCUAUUUCGGAAAUCAUUCGGAACCACGCUCCCGCUUCUGCUCAGAACCGCUCUAGAGAACCCCAAAAACACGUGCCCAGUGAUAUUCACACCGAUGGUCAUACCAAUGGUGUUGAGAACGAGGAAUCCGAGGCUGAGUUCCUCACGCCUGAUACAGAAGCUGAACCGUUGGGCAGGUCUUCCCUUGAUAGCAUUGCAGAUGAAGUCCGCCGCACGUACCAUAACCAGAAGAAAUCACAUAUUGUACCCCCACUUGCAUCACCUCGUGCUCCCCCACUCACCGCUAUGCCUUCGAACAUGUCGGAUAGCUCAAGUGUGCGACUUCACAGGGCACCCUCAGACGUUUACUCCCAUUCAUCGACUGCAUCAGCACGGAAUUCGCAGUACUCAUUGGACCUCAUUCCUAUUUCCAUUUCUCCUACAUCCGUACCCCAAGCCAUAGCAGAAUAUCUUCGCUCCGCUAGAUUGACAACUUUGCUGAAACUUACGCGAUCCCCUCACGCAUCACUUGAUCACCCUCUGACUGUCAGCCUUGCGGAUAUGGGUGAUCCAAAUGGCUUUCCCCUCGUUGUAUUUCUUGGUCUAGGCUGUGUCAGACACAUCAUGGGUUUGUACGAUGAAAUGGCAGACUGCCUUGGCCUUCGUCUGAUUGCUAUAGAUAGAUGGGGUCUAGGCCGUACCGAGAUUCCACAUUCCAAAUCUGCAAGGGGCAUCAUGGAAUGGGCGGCAGCUGUUGAGGAGGUUCUCGACCAGCUAAAAAUAAAUGAGUGCAGCAUCGUUGCCCAUUCAGCCGGCGCACCUUACGCCUUGGCAUUUGCUAACCGUGUUCCUAAUCGUAUUCGGGGUGACCUUUGUCUACUAGCGCCAUGGAUAGGUGGCUCCGAAAGCGGAGGAUACCGGUGGCUAAAGUAUGUCCCCAAUGGCAUUCUGAAGACCGCGCAGGCAGCAGAGUGGAAGAUACAGGCAUGGAUGAUAGGAAAGCCGCCAACCGUCGCUUACCGGGGAAUCGGUUACACCGCACCGCUGUCCCCCAGAUUUCAGAAUGGAAAGUCAACGUCUGGUAAUGGAGUCGAACCUUCCUCGCAACCUCAGAGUCCCGGCAGAAACACUAUUUACCUAUCGGAUAUCACCAAGAGGCGGAUGAGCUUAGGUUCUGUUCUGUCCAGUGAUUAUGACGAUCUACGGGAUUUUGAUGGUCGUUUUGGGAGCCAAAGCACGCUUGGCGCACGCUCAAUGACACAACAGAGCAGAGGAAAACCUUCUCGAGGAAUUUUAGGUAGACUUAAAGCGUCCAAAGCAAUUUCUCAGCCUCCUUCACCUGCUAUCGAGUCUCCUCCCACCUCAACCGUCGGGAAAACGCUCAAGACUUUGAGAUCUAUGGGUUCCCUCACGGGCAAAUCAUCAUUUACCCCCAACACACACAAGAAGACUGAUAUCCCAAGUCCGCAGCUCCCUCAACCAUUGUCGUUAGACACGGGCUUAGGUCUUGGUGAAAUUGAUUGGGAUGCCACGAAGCCCUAUACCAACCCCUCCACCCCUUGUCAACUAGCCAAACCCGUCGAAUUCAAGUUGCCUUUCGAUAAACCCCCGCUUCAGCUUCUUCCUCGACAAACCGGCCAGCGCUCUAUAUCCUUCAGUGCGUCCACCACAAGUGUAUCGAGACUAAGCCCGCCGAGCGUUCCAUCAUCCCCCCCUGCGAGCACUUUAUCCUCUCCACAUCUGAGUGUUCAAACUACAUCAACUGCGUAUCAAACUGCUCUCGCCAAUGCUCUCAUUGCGGCGUCUCACGCGGAAGCAUCGAAAGGGACGCACAGCGACCUUCUGCAGAUCCUCAAUCAUGACAAUCGUCCUUGGGGCUUCUCGUAUAGCGACUUCCCUCACAAGGUCCAGGUUUGGUAUGGGGAUAAGGACGAGAAGAUUGCCGAAAAUGCCGUGCGGUGGAUGGAAAAGGCGAUGGGCGAAGAUCGUUGUCACGUCAAAGUCGUGAAAGGUGCUGACCAUGCUCUCAUGUAUAAGAGCUCGGUCGUUGUGGAGGUUUUAGAGCGAGUUAGAGAGUUCUGGUGA